AUGACCGACCACAAGAAACGAUUCGAAGCUGGCGUGGCUGCUUUCAAAAAGGGAGAUUAUAAGGAUGCAGUAGAUCACUUCUCUGCGGUCAUUGAUGCACAAACCCCAGGACAUAUGGCACUCGAAUCGCGUGCUGCAUGUUAUCAGGAAAUGGGAAGGUACAAAGAGGCGCUUCUGGAUGCCAAACGCAUCAUUCAAUUAUUUCCCGACAAACACAACGGAUAUUCCCGGUCCUCUCGAAUUCUCACUAUAAUGGGACAUUACGAUCGCGCUGUGAGCCUUGCGCGAACAGCCCUUCAAAAGGCAAACACGCGUGACCCAAAGAGCUCGGCCAAAGUCCAACAAGUGCUCGACGCAGCAAUAGAAGCGCAACAGGCUAAUCUCGAAAAGCUUCGGUUGAGCGAAUGCCACGUCAACAAGCUGCCUUUCGAGCUCCUCGCCUGCGUCUUCGACGAGCUUGUUCUCCCAGGGGAUAUGCAUCCAAUGCGACUUGCUCACGUCUGCCGAAUGUGGAGAGGAGUCCUCAUGAGCAUGUCUCAUAUCUGGUCAAAGCUCGUACUGGAUGGCAAGGGGAAGCGCUUCAAAUCCAAAGUCGACUUUUGGAUGGAGCGGUCGAAGGGACGCAUUCAAGACCUCCAUAUCCGGCACCUUCCCUCGUUUUUAGUUUGGCUAGAAGCCUAUGGAAACAAUAGCCUCCCAUUUGUCGAUCAUGUUACGGUCAAUUUUGGCAGCGACGUCGUCAACCUGAAGCCUAUAUUUCGUUUCGAUGCCAAUCCUCUUUCCCUCACCUGGACAGGAAGCUCUCAUGACAGAGGUGUGCCACGAAGGCUACUUUUCACACCCCUACAAAGCCAUCCCUACCGCCUGCGAGAGCUGGAACUUGAUAACAUCAAACUGUUGUGGCAGAUAGAGGCUCCGCAACUCGAGGAUCUCACCAAACUUGUCAUUAUGAACACUCGCAUCGACGUCGAGGAAUUAAUACCUAUCCUUGAAAAAUCUCGAAGAAUACAAACACUUCAUGUUUCACCAGACUUGCGAGGAAGCAGCACCAACCUCCCAAAGGAACGUAUCCUCUUGCCAAAUCUAGCAUCGCUGGGACUUUCAAGAAGUUGUUUGCUCCUCACCUACAUCGAGGUGCCAGAGCUACGAAAUCUCAAUCUCCAAUUCAUUUCCCUAAAACACGCUUUCGAGCUUUUGAGCCCUGUGCAACCGCCUCUCACGACGUUGGCGGCCCAGGAAUGCGCCGACGCAUACCAAGCUCAGCUUCCCCUCGUGGACAGCCUCACUUCUCUCUCCCUUUCCAGCAUGUCCAUGCCUUACGACCAGAUCGUCGGCCGUUUGGCUGCCGGUGAAUGUCCUCUUCUCACUGAGCUCAGCCUCUCGCGAGUGGAUAUUAGUACAGGAGCGCUUGUAAGACUCAUCAAGGCCCGAAAUCCCCCACAAGAACCCACGAACGCGCAGGAUAAGUCGGUUACGGAGGAUACGAAGGAGGCAGCGAAAGAGACAGAAAACAAGACAGGGAACGAAGUCAAGUUCGCAAGGCUCGGAGUUCUCAAUUUGGAUAGAUGUCCCAAUAUUGACUCAGAAAUGCUCCCAUGGAUGCGUUCGAGGGUCAAGAAAGUAAUUUGCAAGUUUGAAGUCAAGAAAAAGAGUCGGGGAGCCACCGCCCAGGGAUAUAUGGUGUAA
Messenger RNA from Serendipita indica DSM 11827, 1686 nucleotides. NCBI's taxonomy places the organism in Eukaryota, Fungi, Basidiomycota, Agaricomycetes, Sebacinales, Serendipitaceae. The record is from the annotation of a GenBank genome assembly.